Messenger RNA from Stegodyphus dumicola, 4453 nucleotides. RefSeq names its product putative lipid scramblase CLPTM1. NCBI's taxonomy places the organism in Eukaryota, Metazoa, Arthropoda, Arachnida, Araneae, Eresidae. Gene Ontology annotation, cellular component: membrane; endomembrane system. The record is from RefSeq and is a predicted model, not a curated record.
CUGAAGCUUCUGAAAGUACUGAAACAGAAUAAUGAACAACAACAACCAUCUCAGCAAGCAGCACAACAACCACAGCCUGCCCAGCAUUCCUUUUGGUCUAUCCUCAAGGGUAUUAUAUUAAGAGCUGUCAUAAUUUACUUCAUUACCAGCUUUUUCCGACGAGCUCAGCAAGCGACUAACACUCAAAAUACGGGAGUGCCUCAGAAAGUAUCUCAAAAUCUAUUCCAGAAUGGAACUGUUAUGGAUUUAUAUGUGUAUCUAACUGAAGAUAAAAGGUUAUCAUUUAAAGAAGAAUCUUUAAUAUGGUAUCAACCAAAUAUCAUAUAUGGAGAUUGGUAUGGUGGCCCUAAUGGUGAUGGAACAUACACUUUAGAAACUGAAAUCACUGCUACUAAGAAUAUGCAGAGGAAUUGCAGCAUAUGGUUACAUACCUGUAUUACAAAGCAUGGAAGAUCUCCUAAUCCUCGUGAUAAGAAGAAGUAUUCCCGUAGAGAUGCGGUAUGCAAGAGCAAAAGAAUGAAUAAAUACAAAAAACUCCGUUAUCAACGAACUCAUAAUUUAUUAACUGGAGAGACAUCUGCAAGUCCAGAAGCUGUAAAAAAAGCAGAGGAAUCUCCACUGGAAAUAAUAUCUCAUUGGCAUCCAAAUAUGACAAUUAACAUUAUUGAUGAUCAUACUGCAUGGGUUCAAGGCCAUGUUCCUCCUCCUCUUGAUGAAUUUGUAGAAUUUGACCCAAUAUCAGGAGAUUAUUAUCCAAUAUUGUAUGCUAAUGAUUAUUGGAAUUUGAUUAGAGACUACACACCUCUAAAUGAUUCUGUCAAAGCAUUGCCUAUCCAUUUAACAUUCCAACCUCUCUCACUUUUCCGUUGGCAAUUGUACACAGCUCAAGCAAUGCGAUCUCGUUGGACUUCUUUCUUGGGUCAAGAUCUCAUGGAAGAAAGUGAUGAAGAUCAAGAUUACAUGAAAGAAGCUUUGCUGGAAACUUCUCCAAUUCUUUUGGGAUUAACUUUUGUUGUUUCUAUUGUUCAUAGCAUCUUUGAAUUUCUAGCAUUUAAAAAUGAUAUACAGUUUUGGAAUAACAGAAAAUCUUUAGAAGGCCUUUCUGUGCGUUCUGUGUUUUUCAAUGUGUUUCAGUCAAUUGUUGUACUGUUGUAUGUAUUAGACAAUGAUACUAAUAUGGUUGUUAGAAUUUCUGUAUUUGUUGGACUCCUGAUUGAAAUUUGGAAGAUACACAAAGUGACAAAUGUUGAAAUCAACCGAGACUCUAAAAUAUUUGGUAUAAUUCCAAAGGUAAAACUAACAGAUAAAGGAUCAUAUGUUCAAUCAUCAACAAAAGAAUAUGAUGUGUUGGCAUUCCGUUAUUUGUCAUGGGCACUGUUCCCUUUAUUAGGGUGCUAUGCAGUUUACUCACUUCUGUACUUGGAACAUAAAGGAUGGUAUUCCUGGGUCUUGGGCAUGCUAUAUGGUUUCCUAUUAACUUUUGGUUUUAUAAUGAUGACACCUCAGUUAUUCAUCAAUUAUAAACUAAAAUCAGUUGCUCACUUACCUUGGCGAAUGCUAUCAUAUAAGUUCCUGAAUACUUUCAUAGAUGAUAUAUUUGCAUUUGUAAUCAAAAUGCCAACAAUGUACAGAAUUGGGUGUUUCCGUGAUGAUAUUGUGUUUUUUAUUUACCUAUAUCAGAGAUGGAUCUAUCGUGUAGAUCCGAAAAGGAUGAAUGAAUUUGGAACUAGUGGAGAAAUGGAAACCCAACACUCUGAAGUUAAUGGUGCUGUUUGUACUAUUAAUGAAGUAAAACCCAUUGAAGAAAAGAAAAAAGAUUAAUUUUUAAUCUUAAACUCUUAUGGUUUGUUGUAAUUAUGAAUUGUUGUUUUCAGGUUAUAUUUAUCUCUCAUUGUAUAAAGAAAAACAGUUUUUUAAGUGAAAUGUAUUGGUCAAUAAUGUUUUUUAGUAUAUUUAUUUUUCUUGCAGUAGUGUAUUUACAUUAUUAAGAUCUGUAUUAUAUUUUGAUAAAAGACGAUGUGAUAUAGUUUGAGAACAAGUUUUUUUAUUGUUAAAUGAUUGAAUUAUGAAUCAUAGCAUACAUUCAAACUAUCUGUAUUUAUACUUUCAUGUGUAUAAAAGUAUAUUUUAUACAUUAUUCCAAAUUAAAGAUUCAAACCAUUUUUAUGCGAAAAAAUUUAUAUUUUACAUCUCAAACUAUAAUAAAUUUUAAUUUUCAUAUUUUAAUAUAAAAUUACCAUCUCAUAAAUUGCAGGAUUAGAUUGCAUAAAUAUAACAGUAUUUUUCAAGUAAAAAAAAAAUUUCAUUUUGAAUGAACUUGACCAUGUUUGAGAAUUUGUUAAUUUUUAUAUAUUGCAGUAUACAUAUAAAGGGGCACUAAGGAAUUAAUUAGCCUUUAAAUUAAUUUAUUUUGAUGUUAUUAAAAUAACUUAUUGUGAAAUUAAAUAUCAGAUGACUUUGUUUAUUUUUAUAUAUUAAGAUUUUGAAAUGCUCAUGAAAUUUUUCAGUGUUAUGUGCUCAGCAAAACUCAGAAGGGAAUGUGCCAUCCCAUAUGAAGCCAUUUUAUAAAAUGGCUUCAUAUGGGAUGGCACAUGAAUAAUACUUCAUCUAAAGUUUUAAAUUUAAAAUUAAUGUAUAGAUUUGUAAGAAAUGCAAAGAACUAUGAGUGUUAUUUUAUUUAAAGACCUGCCAUAAAGUUCAACACUUUUUUAGAAGAUGAUUUUUUAUUGUUAAUUGGAAAUAAUUGUGCAGAUGCAGAGCAUUUUUAUUGGUAUAUAAAUAGCUAUAGUGAACCCUGUACUUGUGAGUGCUUCUGAACAUGACUCUCUCUGACUUAACCAAGGCUGUCAAAAACGUAUCAGGCUGACUACCAAAGUAUCUAAUUUUAUUAUCAAAAAAAAUUUUUCAACUAAACACAUCAAAAGGCUAAUGGGUCAAAUUCUUAUUAUAGCUGUUAAUCUGUUUUAUGGAAAGCCAUAGUUAAUUUUUAUUUAUUUAUGUGUUAUUAUUUUUAAUUAUUAACUUUACAUACUCAUCAAAAUAUAAUUUAUCAUACAGUUUGAGGCUUGAUUGGGCACUUAUGAUACAGCACUCUUUAAAUGAUUCUUCACAUUCCUUUAAUCCUUAUACUAUUUUUUGCCUGAGCAGAUGGUAACAUAAGAGAAAAGUGUUUCAAGUGAUACCAGGGCAGUAUCCUGUUUUUAACAUUAUUAAAAUCUUGUAUAUUAAUUUCAAAUUUGUUAGUUCAGUGCAUAAAUGCAUGUCUCUUCCCCCAAAUUCAUAAAUUUCAAGUGAUUGUCUCCAAAAAGAAAGCAUGAAUCAUCAAUAAGAAUUGUGAUUUUUUUAUUGUUUUUUAGUGCCUAAGAUCUGUUUUCUAUACCUUAAAUUAUAUUUACAGUACACAAAUAAAUUGUGUACAGUUACAGUAUUACAAAAUAAAUAGAUAAAUACAAGAUGAAGUUUUUCUGAAUUUUCGCAUUAUGCGAUUUGCUACUUAUGUUUGUCAUGAUGUGUAAUGUUUUAAUGUAAUAUUAAAUGGAUAUACUACACUGUAGAAGGAGUCCAAGAGCAUUGAGUAGGUACGUUAUACAAAUUAAUGAUUUGCAUCAUUGAUAGUCAUCUUCUGUAAGACAAUCACAUACGCAGGAGACCAAAGUUACUGAAUGUGGGUAGUUGUCUUUGAGAGGGUUCACUUUACCAUUUUUCAUAGCUAUCAAAACUCAAAUUUUAUUGUGUAUUCAUGUGAAAUGAUGCAUGGAAUUCAGUUAUAAAAGUACAUUUGAUUUAUAAUAAAUUUUACACAAACAAAAAUUUUAAAGGACUUCCGAACUGUUGUUUCUCAUGUCAUAUGUAUUAUACAUGAUUUUUUUAAUGAUUGUUUUCAAGGUUUAUUACUUUUUUUGCUCAGUCUGCUCACUUAUGUUUUUAAUUACACCAUUCAUUCAAGAAUUAAUAGCCUGAUAAUUUUAUACUCAUUUUAUAGAUUUGUUCCUGAAAAUCUUAUAUUUUUGUUAUUUAGUAAUUUAGUAUAAAAUUCCAAUAUAUGUACUAUGUUAUAUUUUAAUGUAAUCAAAUAAGCUGUAUUAAAAUUCCUUAAGUGUAAAGUAACUGCGGCUGGGGUUGCCAUUUUGCAUAGAAAGCUAGUAGAAUCAUAAUUUGUAAAUAAAUAAAUAUUCUUAGCUGAAAUUUUAUAUGAUUACCUUUUAAUAUUUUUGAAAAGUGUAUUUGGAAAUUUGCUCAUAUGUUUCAAAAAAAUUUUUUACGAAGAAAAUUUCCUUCAUGUUUAGAAUACAACACUUGUAUAGGCAUAUGUAUUUUUUCUCUAAAUUCAUGAUAGAUUUCUUAAUUGAUUUUAAAAGAGAUGCAAAUUUUUUCUCUUUCUGCAUUAAUUUUUCUAGUAAUUUGCCAUAUUUUUGUCAAAUGAAGUGAAAUUAAAAAAAAGUAGCCUACGUUA